This is a messenger RNA of Myotis davidii, 987 nucleotides long. It is a transcript of the gene PTPN18, whose product is annotated as protein tyrosine phosphatase, non-receptor type 18. NCBI's taxonomy places the organism in Eukaryota, Metazoa, Chordata, Mammalia, Chiroptera, Vespertilionidae. The record is from RefSeq and is a predicted model, not a curated record. Bases 1 to 858 code for a protein of 285 amino acids. The transcript has 7 exons.
AUGGUGGAUGAUCUUGUUACCUCCAGGGAUCUGGCCCCAGCCCCCUCUGUGUCCACUGAAGGUGUCCUGUGUACUAUGGAUUAUGUGAAACAGUUGCUCCUGACCCAGAGUGGUAGCAGCAGCCUGCAGUUUUUCCUGUACCAUGCUGUGGUUCAGAUGGUCUUCUCAGAACUGCAAAACUUGAGUCCCCAUUCCCAGAACCUCAAGGCAGUACCAAGGCGCCCUUUCCUUCCACCUACACCCUCAGACCAAGAUCCCGAGCACAGGUGUAUGACCACCACCAUCACACAUCCAGCUUCUGGUCUCCUUUUAGGAGCAGGGACUAACUCACUAGGCGAGCUGUUUCACUUCCUCCCGAACUCCCCUCAGGCAGGAGUAUCUCAGUGCCCCACAACCUUCGCCAUGGCUGAUACAUAUGCGGUGGUGCAGAAGCGCAGGGCUACUUCAGGCCCUGGGUCAGGGUCUGGAGCAUGCAGCACGGAGGGGGCACCGCUCUACAGCCAUGUGACGCCGGGCACCCGCUGGCUGCAGGCACCCAGAGAGGAGGAGGCACAACUGGGCGGUGGUGAGUUGACAGGCUGGGGGAGGGGUUGGGGAGGGCCGGCCCCAUUUCCUUCUGGGGACCACCACAGCUGGACCCUCUGCCCCAGGCAGAUCUGGCCACCGCCUGGCUGCUGGUCACGACCGGAAGUGUCCCAGGCCAAACCGCAGGGCCUGCACUGGGUGUGCUUCUCCGGAAGUCACCUUACAUACGAGGACGUGGCUGGUGGAUCUCAGGCCAGUGGUCUAGGUUUCAACCUGCGCAUUGGGAGGCCUAAAGGGCCCCGGGACCCUCCUGCGGAGUGGACCCGGGUGUGAAUGCUGCGCCCAGCCUGCCUGCUACCCCACAUGGGUGCCUGGACUGCUGAAGGUUGUGCUCUGCUUUGUGAAGUGUUGGGAAUGGAAACACUGGGCCUGGAUCAAAAUAAAAAUUCUCAGAGUGGGAAA